AUGCCCAAACGAAGAAGGAGCCAGGACGGAGAAGAUGCGGACACUCAAGAGGCGGACGUAGAAAUGACACCAUCCAAGAGGAGGAUAAUCGAUGCCGAAACACCAUCACGACACACGAAUGCAGACACGCCCUCGAAACAACGGUCCAUCCUCAAAUCGACGCUCAAACAAGAAGGAACUCCACGCUCUCUACGGAAGGUACUCUUCUCCACUCCAGCAAAACCCGGCGACCAUGACAUUGAAGACGCGCCGACCAAGGAUUCACCCUUGACCGCUGCCCUCAAUGCAGACCGUUCCGCCCGGCGCAAGAGCCACAAGACCUUGUUCGAUCCACGACAUGACGACGAAUCUGCAGCAGACGACACCGGUCUGGAAGAUGCCCUGGCUCGCGAAAUCCUAGAUGACGCUGUCGAGUCGGAUCAAGACAUGGCAGACGAGGAUACCAUCACGGUUGCUCUAGGCACUCCUUCUAANGACUCCCAGGCCGAGAGGAAGACCAAAGGGCAAGAAGAGGCAGCCGUCCCCNNCACACCACAAGACAUGCCACCGCAUGAGCUGCACUUCUUCCAGAACAGGCCAGGAGCUGUCAAAACAUCGACCAAUACCCUGCCGGGCAAUGCUCUGCUCAACCACGACGACUACUUUGCCAAAAUCAAUCCAUACCAAGAUCCACACGCUGCCGACACAAAGUUCCUGGCUGGUCUUCAUGAAAACAGCUUCGAUCAGUGGCUGUUCGAACUCGAUCAAGGCUUCAACAUCUGCAUCUACGGCUAUGGCUCCAAGCGUGAACUUCUUCUCGACUUUGCAGACCAUACAUACCAAGCCUCGGACAAGAAGCCUAAUCUGGUCAUCGUGAACGGGUACUCGCCCAACAUCUCGGUCAGAGACGUUCUAACCACCAUCGCAAAACACUCUCUCCCUUCCUCAAUAGCCAACAAGCUUCCUCUCCAGCCUCAGGCUCUCUUGGAUGCUCUACUCUCCGCCUUGACGACGAAUUCUCCCUCCACACCUAUCUAUAUAAUCGCCCACUCGAUCGACAGUCCUUUCUUCCGUAAACCCCUGUUUCAGUCUACCAUCUCGGCUCUGGCCGCCCAUCCCAACGUCUGUCUAGUUGUGUCAGCAGAUACGCCGACCUUCCCACUACUCUGGGACAUAUCUCAGCGCUCCUAUCUCCAUUUCCUUUUCCACGAUACCACAACUUUCGCACCCUAUACCGCAGAACUUGACCCAGUGGAAGAGGUCAACAUACUUCUAAACCGCAGUGGUCGUCGCAUAGGUGGAAAGGACGGCGUAGCAUAUGUACUGCGCUCAUUGCCCGAGAAUGCGAGAAACCUGUUCCGCAUCUUGGUCGCUGAGCAGUUGGCCCUCGCCGACUCUACGUUCGAAGCACAACCCGGAUCUCCUGAUUCGGAUAGUAUCCUCGGUCACUCGGGUGAUGAGGAUAUGGAUCACGGUAAUGUCACAAAGCCUACCCGUGGCCGAGGUCGUCCGCCGAAGAAGGCGGCACCACCAAAAGCCAAGGUUCACAAGACUUCGUCAUUUGUGGGCGUCGAGUACAGGACACUGUAUCACAAGGCGGUCGAAGAGUUUGUUUGUUCGUCUGAGAUGAGUUUCAGGACUUUGCUCAAAGAGUUUCACGAUCAUGAUAUGGUGGAGAGCAAGAAAGAUGGACUAGGUGUUGAAAGACUGGCUGUACCAUUUGGAAGAGAAGAUCUAGAAGACAUGUUGCAAGAGUUGGUAUGA
Messenger RNA from Aureobasidium vineae, 1743 nucleotides. The record is from the annotation of a GenBank genome assembly. NCBI's taxonomy places the organism in Eukaryota, Fungi, Ascomycota, Dothideomycetes, Dothideales, Saccotheciaceae.